Molecule: messenger RNA, 1476 nt
Organism: Parnassius apollo (apollo)
Lineage: Eukaryota; Metazoa; Arthropoda; Insecta; Lepidoptera; Papilionidae
Source: the annotation of a GenBank genome assembly
AUGUUGACUUUAGCUUUAUUUUGUAUAACGUUCGUACUGUAUUGGACAUGGCGGCAUCGAAACACAAAAUCUAAACUAGAACCUCCCACGUAUCCAGGAGGAUUGCCGCUUAUCGGACAUGCACAUUUUCUAAUGGGAGAUACCGUUUGUUUAUGGAAUACUAUGAGGGAAGUGUCACAUAAUACCUUAAGACUGGGUGGUGUAAUAACAGCGUCAAUUGGACCUCGGACACUAUACGUGGUAACAGAUCCCGAAGACAGCUUGACUGUCGCUAACGCUUGCCUACAGAAGGACUUUAUGUAUGAAUUUGCUAAACCGUGGCUAGGGGAUGGUCUGUUAACCGGAAAAGUAUCAAUAUGGAAGCGUCAUCGAAUACUGUUAAAUCCAGCCUUUUCUCAGCGGGUGUUGGAUGGAUUUCAGGGGGUUUUUAACAGCCAAUCCAGACGACUUGUUAAGGAUUUAGAAGUGAAGGUUGGAAAGGGCCCAUUCGACCAUUUAGUUUACCUAAGACGUAAUGCGCUGGAAACAGUUUGUUUAACUACCAUGGGAGUAGAUUUCAGCAAAGACAGCGUUCUUUUUAGUCAAUACGAGCAAGCGAUGGGGCAGAUGUUAAACAGUCUAACUGAAAGAUUUCAAAAGUUAUGGUUGCACAAUGACUUUAUCUACAGUUUUUCUACUUUAAAGAAGAAGGAUGACCAAUGUUUAAGAAUAUUGCACAAUAUGUGUGAUAAGGUAUUGCAGGCACGUAAGGCUGCGCACUUAAAUAAUAAGAAGAACGAAGUAGAAGCAUCAAAAGGUACCAAAUUAAAGGCAUUCUUAGAUCUUCUUUUGGAAUUAUCGAUCGAAACGGGAGCUUUUAAUGACUCGGAAAUAAGAGAGGAAGUUAAUACAAUGAUUGCCGUCGGACAUAAUACUACGGCAGACGUUCUUAUGUUUACAUUGGUAUUAAUAGGAUCCUAUACAAAGGUACAAGAGCGGAUAUUUGAAGAGUUACAAAACGUCUUCGGGGAUGACGACAGGGAUGUCACUAAACAAGAUUUGUCUCGAUUAGUGUAUUUAGAAGCAGUUUUAAAGGAAUCUAUGCGCAUAUAUCCAAUAGUACCAGUGACAGCUAGAAGACUUCAUGAAAAUGUUAAGCUAAAGAAUUAUACACUUACAGCUGGACGCACAUGUGUUAUAUUUAUUUAUGGUAUCCACCGUCACCCAAUGUGGGGUGAUGAUGCUGAAGAGUUCAAACCAGAAAGAUGGCUAGAUAAAACGACUUUACCUUCAUGUCCUACUGCAUUUGCUGCUUUUAGCAUAGGAAGGAGGGUUUGUAUCGGAAAACAAUUCGCUUUUAUGGCGAUGAAGACUACACUAGCCCACGUACUACGGCAUUAUCGCGUAAAAGGUGAUCAAACUAAGAUGGUAUUAAAGGCUGAUGUGGUGCUGAAACCCAAAUAUGGUCACUACAUUUCUAUAGAGAAGAGAUCGUGA